Molecule: messenger RNA, 4424 nt
Organism: Temnothorax curvispinosus
Lineage: Eukaryota; Metazoa; Arthropoda; Insecta; Hymenoptera; Formicidae
Gene: Stat92E
Product: signal transducer and activator of transcription 5B
Exons: 9
Coding region: 1-2496 (831 amino acids)
Biological process (GO): regulation of cell population proliferation; defense response; cell surface receptor signaling pathway via JAK-STAT
Molecular function (GO): RNA polymerase II cis-regulatory region sequence-specific DNA binding; DNA-binding transcription factor activity, RNA polymerase II-specific
Source: RefSeq, a predicted model, not a curated record
AUGGCGCUGUGGCUAAAAGCACAGCAACUGUCGCAAGACUCGUUGCAAAAGGUGCGCAAUAUAUAUGGCGAACAUUUCCCGAUUGAAGUGAGACACUUCUUGUCAUCAUGGUUAGAAGAAAAGCUGUGGAAUAACGUAGAUACGGAAAGUCCACAGUUUGAGCACUACGUAAACAGCUUUGUCGGAUCAUUGAUACUCGAGUUAGAAUCAAAAGCAAACACUCUUACCACGGAAGAUAUGUUUGUAACAAAGAUGAAAUUGAUAGAGGCUGCUACCAUGUUCCGACAAAGAUACAGUGACAAUCCAUUGACGUUGUAUAAAAUAAUUAGACACUGUUUGGGCACGGAGAUGAAAUUGGUGGCGGAAGCCGAACAUUUAGGAGGUUUGAUAACCAGUGACAGGGUCAACUUGAUGUUAGGCGACACGGUUACGGAAAUAGCUCAUCAGGUCGAUGUAUUGCGGCGAAAGACAUAUGAGACCGGGGAGGACUUGCGAAAGAUAGAACAGGAGCAGGAAUCUUUCGCUCUUAGUUAUCACGAGUGUACGAAACUCAAUGCCCAUUUGCAACAUAUCGCUAUGCAAGUGCAGAAUCAACAAAAUAUGGAGUUGGAAAAAAAGAUUAGGAGACAAAAAGAACAGCAGGAUCUGCAACUGAGUCAAAAAGUAAAUGGCGUGGUUCGUCUACGUUUGAUGCUUAUGGAGAAAUUGGAUGAUAUUAUUAAAAAAUUGAAUGUUUUACAAUCGAGAAUUCUCGACGACGAGCUAAUAAGGUGGAAGAGAGAUCAGCAAUUGGCUGGUAAUGGUGCAAAUUUCGCGUCCAACAAUUUAGAUUCUAUUCAGGAGUGGUGCGAGAGUCUCGCCGAGCUAAUCUGGCAGACUCGGCAACAGAUCAAGGAAGCGGAACGUUUGAAGCAAAAGUUCCAAUGUGAACCACCAGGCAUUCGAGAUACUCUUCCAACUUUGAACACUCAAAUCACACAAUUUCUCAGUUCGCUUGUCACAAGUACUUUUAUUAUUGAGAAACAACCACCGCAAGUCAUGAAGACUAACACUCGUUUUACAAGCACAGUGCGCCUUCUUGUCGGAGGCAAGUUGAACGUUCACAUGACACCGCCGCAAGUAAAAGUGAGCAUAAUUAGCGAAACACAGGCAAACGCUUUGUUGAAAAGUGAGAAAAUGGCAAAAUGCGGCGAGGUCAGCGGCGAGAUCUUGAAUAACACAGGCACAAUGGAGUAUCACCAGGCGACCAGGCAACUCUCGGUGAGUUUCCGCAACAUGCAGCUGAAGAAGAUCAAGCGGACGGAAAAGAAGGGUACGGAAUCCGUGAUGGAUGAGAAAUUUUCAUUACUAUUUCAAUCGCAGUUUUGCGUUGGCGGAGGCGAAUUAGUAUUUCAAGUUUGGACCCUGAGUUUGCCCGUGGUUGUGAUAGUACACGGUAACCAGGAACCACAUGCAUGGGCAACGGUCACUUGGGAUAACGCGUUUGCCGAACCGGGUAGGCAGCCGUUCCAAGUACCGGAGAAAGUGCCGUGGGCCCAAGUGGCGGAGGCAUUGAACAUGAAGUUCCGCUCGGCGACUGGUCAUCCUUUGACCGAGGACAAUCUCCGAUUUCUCGCGGAGAAGGCAUUCCGAAGCAAUGGCAAUUCAAUCGGUCAGGAUUAUUCGAACAUGCUGUUGAGUUGGGCGCAAUUCUGCAAAGAACCAUUACCCGAAAGAAACUUUACCUUUUGGGAAUGGUUUUAUGCCGUUAUGAAAUUGACCAGGGAACAUCUAAGAGGUCCAUGGAUCGACCGAUACAUCCUCGGAUUCAUCCGGAAGAAACAAGCUGAAGAGAUGCUGGCAAACUGCGCGGUUGGCACUUUUUUGAUGCGUUAUUCCGAUUCAGAACUCGGCGGUAUUACUAUUGCUUGGGUUGGAGAUCAAGCAACAUCAGAACAUGUCUUCAUGCUGCAACCGUUUACUAGCAAAGACUUUGCUAUUCGAAGCUUGGCUGAUCGUCUUGCCGAUAUGCAACAUUUGCAGUAUCUCUAUCCAGAUAUCAGCAAAGAUACUGCCUUCGGCAAAUAUUACACUCCAUUUACUGAUAACCAAACUCAAACGUCAAACGGGUACGUCAAGCCAUAUUUAGUAACACAUGUGCCAGGCUGGGGCGCUCUGCCCAGCAUCGGUGGUCAAACGCCGUCCCAUUCAUCCGUAACAGGCGUAAGCAACAACGGCCAGAGCGGUCCGGGUGGAAGUUACCCUGCCACACCGCAGACUGUAUUUCCACCGCAUAGUCCACCAGAUCCAUCCACGCGGGACACGCCAUCCGUAGCAUCAAGCUACGCUCCGGGUCUCGGCCAGUCAGGCGUUGGGCAGCCAGGUUCGGACAUGGACUACAUGGAGAUGAUGAGUAACAACGAGUUGUCAUCGAUCGACGAAAAUCUCAACUUGGAUCACUUGAACAACUUCGGCUUCGACUUCAUGCAGUACAACCAAUCUACCAAGCUGCAAUAGGAGGUAUGCCUAUACGAGACGCACCGUCGUCCUUGAGAUACGACGGCACAUCCGUAAUGAUCGCCGUUGCAGGCCUAAUCCCGACCUUUCUUCGAUCUCUAUUUGUCAGUCACGCCUGAAGCGCGCCGGAGGCAAUCGAAUGCAAUGUAUCGCGAAUUGUUAACAGGGGAGGGAUAUUAACGUAUCCUAAAAUAAUGCAAUUAUAUUUCUUUUUCUCUCUUCUCUUCUUUUAUAACAACGAUUCAUAGCCAGUGUUUUCUAGCUACGAAAAAAUUGGCUUUCUUAUAUAUCUUUAGAAGAUUAUAGAAAGAUUGUUAUCACUUUUACCUAAUAUGAUAUAUAUGUAAUAUAUCUCUGUUGAUCUUGUUCUCUUAUACUCAAGUUGCACUGACUGAGCCCUUGAAUACAUUCAAGGGCUCUUGCGUAAAUCAUGUUGAUACGUUAAGCAACUCACUAUUAAAUAGAUUCGAAGACAUUCGUAUCUGUUUAAUGAAUUGACGUUGCAACUAAAAUUGUGAUCUUUUUCAUUAAUAUAUCUAAUUUUUUUAAUGAAAAGGAACAAGCUAUUCUUAGAUUCAGUGUUUCUAUAUAUUCCAAAUUUAUUAAUUCUUCUAGUGAGAUAACCAAAAAUUGUUUUUUCAUAUUCGUUUCCGUUAACGAUUUCAUUAAUUUUAUCCUCUCCUUAAGCUCUUCGUAUGUAUCAUUUUUUGUAACGUUCAUGAAUGUAAUUUAAGUUCUUACACAAAAUGUAAAAGAGACUUAGUACAAAGAUUUAUAUAUAUUAUUGUCUAUAACAUAUGAAGUGCUAAGAGAGUAAUUAUAAAUAGAACUGUAUGUCGCUUGUGAAUAGCAGAUUAUAAGCUCUACUAAGCAGAUAUACAUAUAAUAUCUAUCUAUAUUACAUAUAUAUAUAGUAUUACAUAUAGAGAUUGAUAUAACAAUUAUUUUUGUUAAACAUUUAGAUCGUUUUAUAGAGAACAUUUUAACGAAAUACUGUAAAUCAUAUUAUAUUUUUCUUUCUCUUUUUUUUAUAAUAAUUUGUGUAGUUAUGAUACCAUGGUUACAAAUUGGUUUUACAUCUUUAAAUGAUUAUAAAGAGAAAAACAAAUUCCUUGCAAUAUUGCUUGCCUAAUUAAAAUGUUUAGGAUUAUUAGAUAACGAUAGAGACUCAUUGAAGAGAGAUUUUUAGAGCGUACGCUUAUGCUUCAACAAUGCAUAGACCAUCAUUUCCACGAUCACCUAGUCAAAUUGCCAUUUACAUGCAUUUUGAAUUUUGGAAAUAGAGCAUUUGGAUAGUAGCCAAGGAAAAACAGGGAAUCGAUUAAAUUUUUGGUUUCGUCGCAUUUGGUUCAGUUACACAGAAAAGUAAUGUUAAAGGGAACGAUAGCGCGUGUUAUGUAGAUUUAAAAGUGCAUUGUGUGAUGUAACCUGAAGUAAGUGCCUUGCGCAUUUUUAAAUUUUGUAUUCUGCAAUAUUUCGGCAAGUUCUGUAAAGAUCUCGUCGAUUUAAGAUUAUAUCAUUUUAACUAAUUUUUAAGAAAGUUUUUUUAUUUCAGUGAUAUCUCAAAUUUCUUGGACCUAUGUAAUAUUUUGCCGAGAGUUAAGUUGUCUUUGAAAAAUAAUUUAGGGUGUACCUAUGUACUUGCGGCGAUUUAGAUUGAAAUCUAACACAAACUUUUAGAAUUAUUUUUAGAAUUAAGGAAUAUUUUUAGAAAUAUAAAACAGAGAGAGAAGGGAAAAAGUAAGGAGACUAAUUUUCAUAGAAUUUACAUAUCUCCUUAUUUUUUAACUUAAACUAAGUAGCUAUAAUAACUUCAAGUUAUUAUAGAUAAUUACUACGGUGCCCUAUUCCCUCCCCUGUAUGUUUUACGAUAUAACGUGACACGUAUGUUUAAACGCGGAAUAAAGUAAAUUGUAGAGCAAAUAUAA